This is a messenger RNA of Carya illinoinensis, 3122 nucleotides long. Its product is annotated as bifunctional aspartokinase/homoserine dehydrogenase 1, chloroplastic-like. Gene Ontology annotation, biological process: aspartate family amino acid biosynthetic process; L-homoserine biosynthetic process. The record is from RefSeq and is a predicted model, not a curated record. Lineage: Eukaryota; Viridiplantae; Streptophyta; Magnoliopsida; Fagales; Juglandaceae. Gene Ontology annotation, molecular function: homoserine dehydrogenase activity; aspartate kinase activity; NADP binding. The transcript has 18 exons. Bases 116 to 2866 code for a protein of 916 amino acids.
AAAAUUCAUAACGAAAGGCCGCCAGUCAGACUCCCCACUAGCUAGAAGCCAAAACCAAGACCAAGUUACCAACCUCCCCCUUCCUCCUCCUUCUGCUCCUCCUCGCGACGCAGCCAUGCCUUCGCUCUCAGUUGCUAUCUCUCACUCUCCGCACAUUUUGUCACCGAACUCAUUGGCUCGCGACACGAAGACGAAGAAGAUCUGCCAAUCGCAAUACCGUUCAUUCCCCCUUCCUCUCCGUUCUUCUAUUUUCCGAAUGGGUUUUGUUUCUUGUCGGGGAAGCAAAGAGACUUCAAAUACUCGUAUCUUUACUUCAGUUACAGAUGUUUUACUGGAUGAAUCAGCGGAAGAAGUUCAGCUUCCCAAAGGUGACACGUGGUCUGUUCAUAAAUUUGGUGGUACCUGUGUUGCAAGCUCAGAAAGAAUUAAGAAUGUUGCGGAUCUCAUUGUUGAGGAUGAUUCAGAAAGGAAGUUGGUGGUUGUCUCUGCAAUGUCAAAGGUCACAGAUAUGAUGUAUGACCUCAUCGAAAAAGCUCAAUCACGAGAUGACUCCUACAUAUCUGCAUUGGAUGCUGUUUUAGAAAAACAUAGAUCAACUGCGCUUGACCUACUAGAUGGGGAUGAGCUUGGCAGUUUCUUAUCACAGUUGCAUCAUGACAUCAGUAACCUCAAAGCAAUGCUUCGUGCAAUAUAUAUAGCUCGUCAUGUAACAGAAUCUUUUAUGGAUUUUGUUGUUGGACACGGAGAGCUGUGGUCUGCUCAGAUGUUGUCGUCUGUUAUUAGAAAGAAGGGAAUGGACAGCAAAUGGAUGGAUACAAGAGAAGUCCUUAUAGUAAAUCCUACUAGUGCUAACCAAGUUGAUCCUGAUUACUUGGAAUCAGAAAAAAGACUUGAGAAAUGGUAUCACCAAAAUCCAUCUAAGAUAAUCAUUGCGACAGGUUUUAUUGCCAGCACACCGCAAAAUAUUCCUACUACCUUAAAGAGAGAUGGGAGUGACUUCUCUGCUGCCAUCAUGGGUGCUCUGUUCAGGGCCCGUCAAGUCACAAUUUGGACAGAUGUUGAUGGUGUGUACAGUGCAGAUCCCAGAAAAGUCAGUGAGGCAGUAAUUCUCCAGACGCUGUCUUAUCAAGAGGCAUGGGAAAUGUCAUAUUUUGGGGCGAACGUGUUACACCCCCGUACCAUAAUUCCAGUGAUGCGAUAUAACAUUCCAAUUAAAAUAAGGAAUAUUUUCAACCUCUCCGCUCCUGGAACAAAGAUUUGCCACCCUAUGGUCAAUGAAGAAGAUGGCCAAAAUGGGGAGUCUCUUGUCAAAGGAUUUGCAACAAUAGACAAUUUAGCCCUUGUAAAUGUUGAGGGAACUGGAAUGGCUGGUGUUCCAGGUACAGCUCAUGCUAUUUUUGGUGCUGUAAAAGAUGUGGGAGCUAAUGUUAUUAUGAUAUCUCAGGCUAGUAGUGAGCAUUCUGUGUGUUUCGCUGUGCCCGAGAAGGAAGUAAAUGCAGUUGCUGAGGCAUUGAAGUCUAGAUUUCGUCAAGCUUUGGAUGCUGGGCGUCUAUCUCAGGUUGCAGUUAUUCCAAACUGUAGCAUUUUAGCGGCUGUUGGCCAGAAAAUGGCAAGUACUCCUGGUGUUAGUGCCAGUCUUUUCAAUGCACUGGCAAAGGCAAAUAUUAAUGUUCGUGCUAUAGCUCAAGGUUGUUCUGAGUACAAUAUUACUGUGGUGGUCAAGCGAGAAGAUUGUAUAAAGGCCUUAAAAGCAGUCCACUCUAGAUUUUAUCUUUCAAGAACCACCAUAGCAAUGGGUAUCAUUGGACCUGGAUUGAUUGGUAGCACAUUACUUGAGCAGCUAAGGGAUCAGGCAGCUGUCCUUAAGGAAGAGUUUAAUAUUGAUCUGCGUGUGAUGGGAAUCACUGGCUCAAGGACAAUGCUUUUGAGUGAUGUGGGCAUUGAAUUAUCUAGAUGGAGAGAACUUCAAAAGGAGAAAGGAGAAGUGGCUGAUUUGAAAAAAUUUGCACAACAUGUGCAUAGGAAUCAUUUAAUUCCAAAUACCGUUUUGGUAGACUGCACAGCUGACUCUAUUGUUGCAAGCCAUUACUAUGAUUGGUUGCGGAAAGGAAUUCAUGUAAUUACCCCCAACAAAAAGGCAAAUUCAGGACCACUUAAUCAGUAUUUGAAGUUGAGAGCUCUUCAACGGCAAUCCUAUACGCAUUACUUCUAUGAAGCUACCGUUGGAGCUGGUCUUCCAAUCAUUAGCACUUUACGAGGUCUCCUUGAAACUGGGGACAAAAUAUUGCGGAUUGAAGGCAUCUUCAGUGGGACUUUGAGUUACAUCUUCAACAACUUUAUAGGUAAACGAGCUUUCAGUGAGGUGGUAGCUGAAGCAAAACAAGCCGGUUACACUGAGCCAGAUCCUAGGGAUGAUCUAUCUGGAACAGAUGUUGCUAGAAAGGUGAUAAUUCUUGCUCGGGAGUCUGGUCUAAGGCUAGAACUAUCUGAUAUUCCCAUUGAAAACCUUGUGCCUGAGCCAUUAAGAGCUAGUGCUUCUGCUGAGGAAUUUAUGCAAAAACUACCUCAAUUCGAUCGGGAUAUGGCUAAAAACCAACAGGAUGCUGAGGAUGCGGGGGAAGUAUUGAGGUACGUCGGUGUUGUUGAUGUGGUUAAUGUGAAAGGUGUGGUGGAGUUGCGAAGAUACAAGAAAGAUCAUCCAUUUGCACAACUCUCUGGAUCAGAUAAUAUAAUCGCCUUUACGACAACAAGAUACAAAAACCAGCCUUUGAUAGUCCGAGGACCAGGUGCUGGGGCUGAAGUCACUGCUGGUGGAGUAUUCAGUGACAUAUUGCAACUCGCCUCUUACCUUGGUGCUCCAUCCUAGUAACAUCAUUACACGCACGGUCCAUCUGUAGCACCUCUGUCCAGUAUAUUUUGCCUGCGGGGCAAUAUGUCGGUAGCUGAUAACUCGAUAGUUAGUUUGUAGGGUUUAUGUCUUGUUAUGUGGUGCUAAUAGUAGAUUCAUCUACUAAGCGGCUUUAAGAGUCAAAGACCAGAGAGAUUGUAACUGUACGAAGCAUUUUCCGAAUUGGAAAAAGUGUAGUUUUUAACUUUUUAAGAGUGAAGAUUCCGUGGGUGCA